GUCAGAGCUUCCCUACUGCAACAUCAUACAUCUCAACCAAUACUAGCGACUUUUUUCCGGUUCAGCCUCCACAGUCGCGUUCACCCUCACACCCACAUCCACUACACAUACAAUUUUGAGGGAGGCUCUGAAACUGCCAUCAACAUGGCCGCGACUAAUGGUGAUGCAGCAGUUUUAGACGACAUCAAACCCCCUCAGGGUAUAGUCCUGCCACCCAAGGAAUUCAGAACUAUCCUCGAGAAGACCGCCGGAUUCGUCGCCCGAAAUGGCCUCGCAUUCGAAGAUCGCAUCCGAGAAAAAGAGAAACAUAAUCCGAAAUUCAGCUUCCUCAGCAAUGCCGACCCUUAUAACCCUUUUUACCUGUGGAGGCUGAGUGAGAUUAAGGAGGGUCGCGGCACUGCCGUCGCUGCUGGCCGGGCAGGUGAAGCUGCUGUUGUGGUAGAGACAAAACCUGAGGGCCCUCCUAAGCCUUCUGACUUUCAAUUCUCCGCCCGUAUGCCCAACAUCAGCGCCCAGGAUCUCGAGGUUGUGAAACUGACUGCUCUGUUUGUUGCAAAGAAUGGCAGGCAGUUCAUGACCGCUCUCUCUCAACGGGAGGCUGGCAAUUAUCAAUUUGACUUUUUACGGCCGAAUCACAGUCUUCACAAUUUCUUCCAGCAUUUGAUCGAUCAAUACACCAUGCUCCUGCGAGCCGGUGGAAUCGACGGAGAAGGAGGAAAGGUUCAGCAGGAGAGGAUCACCGAACUACGACGCAAUGUUGACGAUAAAUUCCACAUCCUGAACCGAGCGAAAGACAGAGCAGAGUGGUUGAAGCAUCAAGAAGAUGAGAAGCAGAAGAAGGAAGAAGACGAGGAAAAGGAACGAUUAACAUAUGCCCAAAUCGACUGGCACGACUUCGUUGUUGUCGAGACCGUCGUCUUUACCGAAGCUGAUGACCAAGCAAAUCUACCCCCGCCAACUUCUCUCUCUGAAUUGCAAUAUGCUUCACUUGAACAGAAGGCCAAGAUUUCCGUCAGUGCUAACCUGCGUAUUGAGGAAGCUAUGCCGACGGAUGACGAUAACACCUACAACGGAUAUGGGGCGCAACCCAAUUAUAACCUUCCUCAUCAUCCCGCACAAACCCAACUACAUCCAUCAGUCCCCACGCUACCCCAAGCUGCCUAUCAGAUGGCACCGCCACCACGCCCGAACGGUGUUCAAGAAGAUGAAGAAACACAACGAAUACGCGAAAGAGAAGAGGCGAGGAUGCGGAUGCAACAUGCACAGGCUGAGGCUAAGGGUGGUGCCGCCCCUAUGAAGAUUAAAGAAAACUACGUUCCUCGUGCUGCUGCGCGAGCGGCCAAUCGACAAGGUACACAGAUGGCUCUCUGUCCAAACUGUCACCAGCAAAUCCCGAUGAACGAGCUAGAGGCGCAUAUGAGGAUUGAGCUACUGGAUCCCCAAUGGAAAGAGCAGAAGGCGAAGGCCGAAUCGCGAUAUGCCACUACGAAUCUGUCACACUCCGACGUUGCUAAUAACUUAAAACGAUUUGCAAGCCAGCGAGGUGACUUGUUUGAUGGCGUGACUGGACAACCAAUUUCGGAGGAAGAAGUGGCGAGAAGGAAGCGGACGGCAUUGAACAGCUUCGACGGCAAUCCUGACUCUAGAAACCAAGCGCAUAUCAAUCAUAUGCAGAGCGUAAAUGUCGACGAACAGAUCGCACGGAUCCACCAGAGGUUUGCUAAGGAUAAUCAACAAGGUCACUAAUGCCUAAUGGCCUGAUCAUCUUAGCUUUUUUUGUAUACGUACUACGCAGAAGGGGCUAUUCGUAAACGAGGAGUUAUGAGCUGGUUCUUCCACAGAUAGGGUGAAACCUCUUCUGCUAAUCCGUACAGAGCUUCUCUCGUCCCUCCUUUUACGAUAAUGUCACGCGUAUGGAGGCAAGGCAGGAAAAUGGGAGCAGUUGUUUAUAAACUGAACAGCUGUGUUGUGCAACCAGAUUUGCAUGGUGGUUUGUCCUAGCACGUCGAAAUUAGCGGUGCUGCCUUGUGUGAUAGAGGCGUCCUCGUGAUAUUGAUUUCGAAGAUAUGCCUUGUAGAAAUUUUGUAUAAUGGAUAAGUAUGAGAACAUGAUGGGUGGUGUUUGGAAGGGGUUAAAAAGGGGUGGGCAAUGGACCUGUGUAUUAAUACUAGGUACCUAUAUGGUUCUACAUGGAACAUCAUAUUUUGCUAGUAAGCUAGCAGCAUUGUCCAAUCUACAUAGCAUAAUAUAAUCACGAAAUGGCAGACUAAACUGUUAUUGUA
This is a messenger RNA of Annulohypoxylon maeteangense, 2282 nucleotides long. Its product is annotated as Pre-mRNA splicing factor PRP21 like protein-domain-containing protein. NCBI's taxonomy places the organism in Eukaryota, Fungi, Ascomycota, Sordariomycetes, Xylariales, Hypoxylaceae. The record is from RefSeq and is a predicted model, not a curated record. Bases 145 to 1746 code for a protein of 533 amino acids. Gene Ontology annotation, biological process: regulation of alternative mRNA splicing, via spliceosome; mRNA cis splicing, via spliceosome. The transcript is spliced from 3 exons. Gene Ontology annotation, molecular function: RNA binding. Gene Ontology annotation, cellular component: U2-type prespliceosome; catalytic step 2 spliceosome; U2 snRNP.